This is a messenger RNA of Scophthalmus maximus (turbot), 2787 nucleotides long. RefSeq names its product SRY-box transcription factor 1a (gene sox1a). NCBI's taxonomy places the organism in Eukaryota, Metazoa, Chordata, Actinopteri, Pleuronectiformes, Scophthalmidae. Bases 893 to 1753 code for a protein of 286 amino acids. The transcript has 3 exons. Gene Ontology annotation, biological process: cell differentiation; anatomical structure morphogenesis; regulation of DNA-templated transcription. Gene Ontology annotation, molecular function: RNA polymerase II cis-regulatory region sequence-specific DNA binding; DNA-binding transcription factor activity, RNA polymerase II-specific. The record is from RefSeq and is a predicted model, not a curated record.
AAUGAUCGUAUAGAAACUGGAUUUUGAGCGUCUAGUCUUCUGACGGUGGAUUUGUUUCAGACUGUGGUUGAGAUUCCAGUGCUGUGAAAAUACAGUAGGCUCCAGUAGAUCUUUAGGAAGCACAGUGAGAAAAAUGUUUUCACUUUCAAGCGUGAAUGUAUGAAGAGAAAGAAGGAGGGUGAGCAACAUAAUUUCACUCAAACUGCUAAUGGAUAAGGAAACUGUCUUUAAAGUGGAUUAUUUAUUUUUUUUAAAUCCAUUCUAACGUUGAUAUUUUAAAAAUACAGAGACGUUUGACUCAUCCUAUACUCGCAGACUGCCCCCACCGUGUGGCCUCCUCAUCGCCGCUAACAAAUCUUAGUUAUUUUUGUUUAAUUGAAGUCUUCUGAGAGGGUGUUUGGAAAUUUCAAAAUGCCUUGUGCUAUUUGUGGGAUUUACCCUCCUCCUCUGCCUCCUCCUCCUCCUCCUCCUCCUCCUCCGGCGUGUUCUUCCUCUUCGGUCCCUCAAGUCACCUGACCGAACGCCAUGCAAAUCACUCUGCUGCUGGAGCCUCAUUGGCCGUUUGUGGCUCAUUUAACCGCUGUCAGUGCGCAUCAUAUGGCCGCCGCUUAAACCAACUUCUCAACUCCGACAUAGGCAAAGUGGCUCCAAAUGCGCAUUCUGUCACAGUGGACGCGAACCAACCCGGGCGAAGACGAGGCGAAAUACUGGUUGGAAAACAUUUUAUAUCCCUUCUCGGAUUAAUUUUUAUUCCGUGUUCGAUUAAUUUGGGGUUAGAAUCUCAAUCUUGCGACCCAGUCGACCUGUGCGCGCCCGAUCCGUGUGCGCGCCUCCACCUGCCUUCAAAUAAGACUUUUUUCUUUGUUGGUGGCGAACUUUUAAAACCGGGUGAAUGUAUAGCAUGAUGAUGGAAACCGACCUCCACUCCCCCGGCCCCCAAACGAACACGACCACGGGGCAGACGGGGCCGAACAGCGCGUCCAAGGCGAACCAGGAGCGGGUGAAGAGACCGAUGAACGCCUUCAUGGUGUGGUCCCGCGGGCAGCGGAGGAAGAUGGCACAGGAGAACCCCAAGAUGCACAACUCCGAGAUCAGCAAGCGGCUGGGCGCCGAGUGGAAGGUAAUGUCCGAGGCGGAGAAGCGUCCGUUCAUCGACGAGGCCAAGCGUUUGCGGGCCAUGCACAUGAAGGAGCAUCCGGAUUACAAGUACCGGCCAAGACGGAAGACCAAGACGCUGCUGAAAAAGGACAAAUAUUCCCUGGCCGGUGGACUGCUUUCUGGGCCCAGCGGCGGCGGAGUUGGUUUAGGGGUCGGCAUGGGUUCGUCGGGGGUCGGACAGAGGUUAGAGAGCCCCGGGGGCCACGGCGGCUCGGCCGGCUCCGGCUACGCGCACAUGAACGGCUGGGCGAACGGCGCGUACUCGGGGCAGGUGGCGGCGGCGGCGGCGGCCGCGGCGAUGAUGCAGGAGGCGCAGCUCGCCUACAGCCAGCACCCGGGCAGCGGGGCGCACCACCACCACCACUCGCACCACCACCACUCGCACAACCCGCAGCCCAUGCACCGCUACGACAUGAGCGCGCUGCAGUACAGCCCCAUCUCGAACUCUCAGAGCUACAUGAACGCUUCCCCCUCCGGCUACGGCGGGAUCACCUACACACAGCACCAGGGCUCCGGCGUCUCCUCCUCGACCGCCAUGGGGACGUUAGGGUCGCUGGUGAAAUCGGAGCCGAGUAUUUCUCCGUUGUUGGAAUAGCAUCUGAUCCGGAGCUUUCUGGUAAGAGCGGAGUGUCCACCGGCGGACACGGAUCACCGUGGGGGGACUGUGAUUCGCAGAUAGCGCGUCGCCUCCUCGGCGAGCGGGCCAUCAUUACGACGAGCGCUGGGAGACGGGUGCAAGUGGGCAAAGAGACCUUUUGGAAAAUGUCAGCAAAAGUCAGAGCCCUAAAUUUGUUCCAUUCGCUCUUUCGCCUGCGAUGCUUUUAUUCGGUAAACCCCUUAUUAUUUUUAUUACUAUUACUAUUAUUAUCCUUACUAUUAUUACUAUUAUCCAAUGUUUUGUAUCUUAGUACAGUGUCACAUUUCAGAGCUUGUGGAUUUUUCUUUCUUACCAAAAGAUCGAAUGCAACAAAAAACAAAAAACAACACCAGCUCUGUAUUUCACCCAAUCUCAACCACACAAAACAAAAAAAAACGAAACACAUAAACAAACUGCAGUGUCUGCAGCAGCUCUCCUUUCCCCAUUCUGCUUCGCUGGAGCCAGCUCCGCCGUCUUAAUAUCCUUAUCCCCUCAGUUGGCAUGUUUUCCCAUGAACCCCGCUGCAUUUUCAGAUUUGUAAAAUCCGUCAAAUGCCUGUAAUGAAUAUUUCUACAGCCUUGAGUGUGUUUAAUGUGCUGUGUGACCGGCCCCAGUAGGAGACGGUUUCCACAGAUCUGGCACUCGGACCAGAAGAUAAUUGGACAGAGGCCUCAGUCAGUGUGGAAACGAACGGUUGAGACCUCUGGUCUUUUAUCGAGAGAGUAAGAUAUAAGAAUAAACAUUUAUUAUUCAGAUGUGUUCUUAGUUUCCUAUUAACAUAUUUCCUGUGCAUGGGUUUACUUUGUUCUUCUUUUUUUUUUUGAAAAUGAAACUAUAAUCUCAGCUUUCUUGGUGGUUUGAAUGUCAUCCUUCCCUCUACAGUCGUAUUCUACAGUCUGUUUUGUUUGUCGUCUUGAAACAGCUUUUUCUGGAGAAAAAAAAAAAGAGAGAGACUACGUAUUAAAUAAACUCCUGCAUCUUAUCACCGCAAA